AAAAUUAUUUAAGCUUGUUACCGGGUAGUAAUUUUUAUUUAUAGAUGCAUUUCAAUAUCAAAUUAAAAUCGAAAAUGAAACUAAUAGUAGCCUUGUUACUUGUAACGGCCUUUGCUUCUGCAAGAUUGAUCAAUGAACAAAAUGUCAUCAUCAAUCCGAUUCCGGGAGGCUUGAGUGGAGUCGGUACCACCACACGUUACUGGGACUGUUGUAAACCAACAUGUGCCUGGCCUGGAAACGUAGAAUACAAGACACCGGUUAAAGCAUGCCAAGCCGAUGGAGUAACUGCCAAUGAUCCCGAAAAUGAAUCUGGAUGCGUUGGUGGUCAAUCAUAUAUAUGCACCGCUCAAAGUGGUUUCGCUAUAAAUUCAUCUUUAGCUUAUGGAUUCGUAGCAGCUCGCUUCCACGGUACUACUAGAAACAUGUGUUGUUCGUGCGUUUUAUUCACGUUUCAACCCGCCGAAUUAGCUGGAAAACAGAUGUUGGUACAAGUUACAAAUACGGGAAACGCACCGGAAACGGAAACUAAUUUAUUCGAUAUAGCCAUGCCUGGAAGUGGAGUGGGAUACUAUACGGAAGGUUGUACAACUCAAUGGAACAGCGACGUGCAUAAUUGGGGUGAUCAGUACGGAGGUGUUAAUAGCGAAGCUGAAUGUUAUAAUCUCCCUCAACCCCUAUGGGAAGGUUGCGCUUUUAGAUUUAAGUGGAUGUUGGGUUAUUCUAAUCCAGAUGUCAGUUUUCAAGAAGUUGAAUGUCCUAAUGAAUUAUUGAGUAUUAGUGGAUGUUCUCCAAUAUCUCAUCCAUAAAUAAUAAUAAUAAUAAUCAAAACAAUAAAUUAAUAUGAAAA
This is a messenger RNA of Diorhabda sublineata, 847 nucleotides long. Its product is annotated as endoglucanase-like. The record is from RefSeq and is a predicted model, not a curated record. The transcript is spliced from 3 exons. Lineage: Eukaryota; Metazoa; Arthropoda; Insecta; Coleoptera; Chrysomelidae. The coding region runs from base 45 to 806 and encodes 253 amino acids. Gene Ontology annotation, biological process: carbohydrate metabolic process. Gene Ontology annotation, molecular function: cellulase activity.